GUGAAUAUUUGGCUCUAAUUCUCCAAAUCAGCGAAUCUGUCCACACGAACAUAUAUCUGAAGAGAGAACAGUCACUAUGGCUGACAGACCCUUGCAUCAGAUUAAUGCAGCAACGAUUCUCACGCACAGGCUGUGUUGUAAAAUAACGGGCCUUGACGAAGAUGCUGUGUUGCCGCUCUACAUGAAGGCGGUGCGAGUCUUCGGAAGCAAUGUGUCCUGCCCAUUUGAAGCCGAUGAGUUUGUAAUUGCUCAAAAGAUUACAAGAUUGUUGGUCAGACAAGGCAAAGAUGUCGCCAGCUUUAAUCAGCUUCAUAGGAAACUGCAGUCACAGGCUCUAAAGAGGCGGUGGGCAAUGCUUUACUUACUGCUGUCCUUGAGUGAACAUGAUACCAGAUCUAAGGUCCAGUUUGAGAACUCUCUGUUCGCUCGUAACUUGCCUGGAUAUUCCACCUCCACACCCUAUCAUGUCCCUGGGCGUCCACAGCCUGCACACACCCCUGGGGCUGGUAGUUUUCAGUCUGUCAGCCACUCCACAGGCAGCAGUGGUAUCAGCAGUAUUCACAGCCAGUACAGCAGUAAUGACCCCACACCUGUCCACUUGUCAUUGAUACCCAGCUUGGCCUUCACCCCAGCCCAAGUAGCCCAGGGAAACUUCAGCCAGGUGUCUCGUGUCACCCAGGAGCAUCGGGCCCCCUCUGUCAGGCAGGCUAACUGGACAGGGACAACAGAGGAGAGAUUAGCAACAAUAGGCUCAGAUACAGAUAUGGUCCCUCAGAGCUGGAGGUCUGCCCCCACCACUCACCCCACCUUCACAGUACGUGGCCUUGACAACACAUCAUUUGAAUUACCAGAAUCAGAAUUGGUGGAUGGGUUACUUAUGGUUUUCCAGGGAAUUGAAACAAAAUGGGUCAGAUUUGACAACGCGAAGGACAGUUACAAAGUCAACAGUGAUUCUGGUAUCCCAAAGUCAGUGAGGCAGUUGGUGAGCAAAAUGGCAGAGCUAGGAUGGUUAUACAACAAGUCACAGAAAUAUCUGAAUGCCAGAAGUUCAGAUAAAGCUUUUGGAAGAGUAGGAAAGAGCUUUUGUGAAGCGUUGAAGCAGGAGUUGACAGAGUACUACAGACUGAUUGCUGUUGUCAAGGCUCAGGUGGACCAAGAUGCAUCUAUAAAAGGCCUACCAAACUGUGACAAAAUGACCUUACGUAGACUGGCCGUGUGGACGUUCGACCCUCUUAUCAGGCUCAAGGCUUUAGCUGCUCUUGUUGAUAUUUGCAAAGGAAAGAAGGGCGGUGCCCUGUGCUCUGCUAUAUACUCCUACAUGCAGCAUGGAGAUCCACAGAUGCGCAUUUUAGUCAAGCAUAUGCUUACUAUCGUAGCCCAGCCUGUGUACGUCACUUUGAUACGAUGGAGUUAUGAUGGGGAGUUGGAUGAUCAAUAUCAUGAGUUUUUUGUAGCCUCUGAUCCGACUGUGAAGCAGGAACGGUUGUGGUUUGAGAAAUACAGCUUGAGGAAGUCAAUGAUUCCCACCUUCAUGUCUACAGAUCAGGCCAGGAGGAUUUUGCUGACAGGGAAGUCCAUUAAUUUCCUGAAAGAGGUGUGUCAUGACAGGACUGCUAUCGUUGGUCGUGAGGAUGCCAUGAACAUGGACAUGGAAGAAGGUGCAAAGUCAAUGUUUUCCCAGGACACAAACAGUGCCUUUCAGCUGAUGAUUGACACAGUGUACAAGGAAACCAGUCAACAUCUCCUGGACGUGUUUCAUAAUAAAUACAAGUUCUUGGACCACUUGAAGGCAAUGCGGAGGUAUUUGUUACUGGGUCAGGGGGACUUCAUACGCCACCUGAUGGACUUGUUAGAAGAAGAUCUAGCCAAGCCAGCAGGAAAUCUCUACCUGCACAACCUGACUGGAAUCCUGGAGACGGCAAUCAGAGCAACAAACGCUCAGUUUGAUGACACAGAUAUCCUGAAGAGGCUGGAUGUACGCUUAUUGGAGGUUUCCCCAGGGGAUACAGGUUGGGAUGUUUUCAGUUUAUACUACCAUGUGGAUGGACCAAUCAGAACUGUGAUCACCCCAGAGUGUAUAAUCAUGUACCUACGAGUGUUUAACUUCCUGUGGAGAGCUAAGAGGAUGGAGUACAUACUGGCCAUGGUGUGGAAAAGUCAGAUGUUUAUGGACAGGUUAAUAGCUCAGAUCCCAGAACUACUGGGAGUGAAUCAUCAGUGUCAUGUGUUAACAUGUGAGAUGGUCCAUUUCAUACAGCAGGUCCAGUACUACAUCAACUUUGAGGUACUGGAAUGUUUGUGGGAUGAACUGUUGACAAAAGUUAAAGAGGCCAAAGACCUGGAUUACAUCAUUGCUGCCCACGAGGUUUUUCUCGAUGCCAUCAAUGUGAGAUGUCUCCUUGAUAAGGAUUCUAUGGGUAUCCUGACCCAGCUGAGGGCAAUCUUCGACCUGAUCAUCCAGUUCCAAACUGCUCAGGGCGCUUUUUAUAGCGCUGUGGAGGAGGAGAUAGACACCAGGCAGCGCUUCAGCCAGCAGAUGCAGAAGAAAACAGAUGAGGGUAAGUGGGGUGUGACAGAGGCUGAGCAGACAGCAGAGGACGAGAGACGUUCCAGUUUCCUGAGGAGCCUCAUACAGUCUACCAGGCUUCAGCUGCAGGUGCUAGCAACCUCCUACAGGGAUAAAGUUCAGGAGUUCAUCAUGAUGGUCACCACCCACCAAGACACCAGUCUUCGAUUCCUCAUCUUCCGGCUCGACUUUAACGAACAUUACAAAGCCCGUGAUCCUAAGCUGCGAAGCCCACUAGUGUAUCAGCGUCACAAACAGCGAGUGUAGCCACAUG
This is a messenger RNA of Liolophura sinensis, 2840 nucleotides long. Its product is annotated as gamma-tubulin complex component 3 homolog. NCBI's taxonomy places the organism in Eukaryota, Metazoa, Mollusca, Polyplacophora, Chitonida, Chitonidae. Gene Ontology annotation, molecular function: gamma-tubulin binding; microtubule minus-end binding. Gene Ontology annotation, biological process: cytoplasmic microtubule organization; meiotic cell cycle; spindle assembly. The coding region runs from base 77 to 2833 and encodes 918 amino acids. Gene Ontology annotation, cellular component: microtubule organizing center; gamma-tubulin complex; spindle pole. The transcript is spliced from 26 exons. The record is from RefSeq and is a predicted model, not a curated record.